AUGCGCCGCUGCUCCUGGACUCGGUACGGCUGCCUGCCUGUGCUGCCUGCUGCUGCCUGUUGCUGCCCGUGCCUGUGCUGCCCGUGCCUGUGCUGCCCGUGCCUGUGCUGCCCGUGCCUGUGCUGCCCGUGCCUGUUGCUGCCCGUGCCGGUGCUGCCCGUGCCUGUGCUGCCCGUGCCUGUGCUGCCCGUGCCUGUUGCUGCCCGUGCCUGUGCUGCCCGUGCCUGUGCUGCCCGUGCCUGUGCUGCCCGUGUCUGUUGCUGCCCGUGCCUGUGCUGCCCGUGCCUGUGCUGCCCGUGCCUGUUGCUGCCCGUGCCUGUGCUGCCCGUGCCUGUGCUGCCUGUGCCUGUGCUGCCCGUGCCUGUUGCUGCCCGUGCCUGUUGCUGCCCGUGCCUGUGCUGCCCGUGCGUGUGCUGCCCGUGCCUGUGCUGCCCGUGCCUGUGCUGCCCGUGCCUGUUGCUGCCCGUGCCGGUGCUGCCCGUGCCUGUGCUGCCCGUGCCUGUGCUGCCCGUGCCUGUUGCUGCCCGUGCCUGUGCUGCCCGUGCUUGUGCUGCUCGUGCGUGUGCUGCCCGUGCCUGUUGCUGCCCGUGCCUGUUGCUGCCCGUGCCUGUGCUGCCCGUGCCUGUGCUGCCCGUGCCUGUUGCUGCCCGUGCCUGUGCUGCCCGUGCCUGUGCUGCCGGUGCCUGUUGCUGCCCGUGCCUGUGCUGCCCGUGCCUGUUGCUGCCCGUGCCUGUGCUGCCCGUGCCUGUGCUGCCCGUGCCUGUGCUGCCCGUGCCUGUGCUGCCCGUGCCUGUGCUGCCCGUGCCUGUUGCUGCCCGUGCCUGUGCUGCCCGUGCCUGUUGCUGCCCGUGCCUGUGCUGCCCGUGCCUGUUGCUGCCCGUGCCUGUGCUGCCCGUGCCUGUGCUGCCUGUGCCUGUUGCUGCUCGUGCCUGUGCUGCCCGUGCCUGUUGCUGCCCGUGCCUGUUGCUGCCCGUGCCUGUGCUGCCCGUGCCUGUUGCUGCCCGUGCCUGUGCUGCCCGUGCCUGUUGCUGCCCGUGCCUGUGCUGCCCGUGCCUGUUGCUGCCCGUGCCUGUGCUGCCCGUGCCUGUGCUGCCCGUGCCUGUGCUGCCCGUGCCUGUGCUGCCCGUGCCUGUUGCUGCCCGUGCCUGUGCUGCCCGUGCCUCCACGCUGCUGUGGCUGCACUGGGUGUACGACUUGGUUCCCAUCCUCUACGAGGACAUAGCACCCCCUCUCGACUUCACGGAACCCUCCACGUGGUACGAUCAAUACCUAUUCUUCCCCUUUUGCGCAGGCAACGAGAAGCAAAUACCGCCUACGACUCAUCACGACUGGGCGGCGAAAAUUCUCCGGGACGCGGGAAUCACAUGCUCGCGUGCGGUACACGCGACCAGGGCUAGAGGGGUGCAGCACGCGUCCGUGGACGGAAUGCCUUCGGAUCAGCUCGCGAGGCUGGGGGGUUGGCGCUUCAUCGACGUGAUGACUAAGCACUACCUCACAACCAUUCCGAGGGAGGCCGUUCUGCCGAAGGCGGGCUUCACCGGGGUUGACGGUGACUACUUCCUGGGUCGCGCAACUGUUCCGGUCAGCGAUAAGCUGGAUGAGCUACUGAGGAAGCACAUUUUCCCAUGGGCCGCCGCGGACAAAGGACAGCAACAGCUAUUUCGCGGUCGCUUUCUGUCCAUGCAGGAGGUGAGUACCAGAAUGGACGCGCAGAACCAAGUGACCGUCCUCACUGAGUACUUGACUCGUUCACAAGCGGACAACACUAGACUGGGCCUAGAGUUGGUCGCGACUCAUAAACGGGUGAAAGAGUUGGAGGGGCUGCUGGAGGAUCGCGAUCGGAAGCUGGCCGAGAAGGACGAGCGCGUGAAUGAUUUGGAGGCCCAGCUGUCGCGGCUCACCGUGAGCAGCUCAGAGCCGACCGCGGUUCUUAACCAGGCAACCACUCCUGGAGCCGCGGCCGCGCCGACCAAUGCCACAACUCCCACCGAGCAGGGGACGCGGAAGAAACCCGCAACGCCCACUAGGGAACAGACGAUUCGGGACGCGAUCGUCCUUCCAUGGGUCAACGCCACCAAACCGUCAGACGGAUGGAAGCUGUACAAGACAACGCACCCGCUGAUCCUCGAGAGUCCAGAGUCGCUUCUGGCCCAGCCCCGCGGCGCAGUUACGCGAAUGGCCGCGCUCAUUGGAGAGGAGGGAGGCGGCUAG
This is a messenger RNA of Closterium sp. NIES-65, 2211 nucleotides long. Lineage: Eukaryota; Viridiplantae; Streptophyta; Zygnematophyceae; Desmidiales; Closteriaceae. The record is from the annotation of a GenBank genome assembly.